Gracilinanus agilis (Agile Gracile Mouse Opossum) is the source of this 1305-nucleotide messenger RNA. RefSeq names its product membrane bound O-acyltransferase domain containing 4 (gene MBOAT4). Gene Ontology annotation, molecular function: serine O-acyltransferase activity. The coding region runs from base 1 to 1305 and encodes 434 amino acids. The transcript has 3 exons. Gene Ontology annotation, biological process: peptidyl-serine octanoylation; lipid modification. NCBI's taxonomy places the organism in Eukaryota, Metazoa, Chordata, Mammalia, Didelphimorphia, Didelphidae. Gene Ontology annotation, cellular component: endoplasmic reticulum membrane. The record is from RefSeq and is a predicted model, not a curated record.
AUGGAUGGACUGCCACUGUUUUAUUUUCACCCUGUAACCCUUUACCAAGGGGUGGCUUUUCCCUUUGCUCUUCUCUUUAAUUUUCUCUGUGCCAUGGAUUUUUUCUCCAUUACUGCCAGACACAUCUUCCUUCUCCUGGGAGGCUGUCUGCUUGCCUGGUUGGCUAUGGCCCAGUAUGCCAUGCUGAUCUUCAUCCCUGCUUUCUGUGCUGUGGCUCUCUUCCAGUCUGUCGGCCCAGAAAAGGUUCACCGCUGGGCAUUCUCUUUCCAGAUGACUUGGCAAACCCUUUGCCACCUGGGCCUCCACUAUACUGAGUACUACCUUCAAGAACCUCCCUGCAUGAGGUUCUGCAUCACCCUUUCCUCCCUCAUGCUCCUGAGCCAGAGGGUUACUUGGCUCUCUCUAGACAUCUCUGAGGGGAAAGUGAUGGUGAAGGAAGCAUGGAGAAGCCACUGCAUGCUGUCAUUUUGUAGCUACCUCCUCUUCUUCCCGGCACUUCUGGGUGGCCCUCUGUGUUCCUUCAGGAGAUUUCAGGCUCAAGUGAGCAGGCCAGACCCACUGUGGAGGCCGCUGUCCUUCCGCCCUGCCGCCAGGAGGGGCCUGCUACUCCUGGGCCUGGAGCUGCUGAAAACCUUGGUGAGGGGGAUGCUCCAGGCCAGUGCCAGCUUGACCAGCUGCCAUCGAUUUGGCUGUGUCUAUGUCAUGUGGACCACCGCCAUGCUCUUCAAACUGACCUAUUACUCUCACUGGAUCCUGGAUGAAUUUCUCCUCUGGGCGGCAGGCUUCGGGCUGGACUCCAGACCUUCUGUCCAUGGGGAAGGAGAUGUCUUGGAUGCAGACAUCUGGACCCUGGAGACAACUCACAAGCUUUCCUUGUUCACCAGGACCUGGAACCAGAGCACUGCGAAGUGGCUCCGAAGGCUUGUAUUUGAACGGGCCAAGGCCUGGCCGCUGUUGCAGACGUUUGCCUUUUCCGCCUGGUGGCACGGGCUCCAUCCUGGCCAGGUCUUUGGCUUCCUGUGCUGGGCGCUGAUGGUGGAAGCUGACUACCUGAUUCAUGGCUAUGCCAGCGUGCUGCUCAGAUCCUGGCUGGGAAGGCUGCUCUACAGGGCCAUCACCUGGGCCCAUACACAGCUCAUCAUCGCUUACAUCCUGCUGGCCGUGGAGCUCAGAAGCAUCUCUACGCUCAGGCUCCUGGGGGCUUCCUACAACAGCCUCUUCCCUCUGGUCUACUGUAUUUCCCUAGUCCUGUUAACAAGGAGAAAAAAGCAAGCAGAAGCCUCCCUAGCCACUUUGACCGACUAA